Molecule: messenger RNA, 3843 nt
Organism: Gavialis gangeticus (Gharial)
Lineage: Eukaryota; Metazoa; Chordata; Crocodylia; Gavialidae
Gene: SLC25A29
Product: solute carrier family 25 member 29
Exons: 4
Coding region: 1428-2138 (236 amino acids)
Biological process (GO): mitochondrial L-ornithine transmembrane transport
Cellular component (GO): mitochondrion
Molecular function (GO): high-affinity L-arginine transmembrane transporter activity
Source: RefSeq, a predicted model, not a curated record
AAAUUAAGAUUGCAUAUCUCUGUGCAGUAAGGGAAAUACCUGAAGCAGUUAUGGUGAUGAGCUGACCACCCUCUUUAUAUUUCUUAGCCCCAUGGAUCUCUGUCCUAGGGCAGACUUUAUGGCUACUAGUGCCUGUCAGUCCAACACAAACUGUUCAAUGUAGGAAAAGCUGUAUACUUUUCAGGAUGUGUUAAAGCUAGGUAAACAAUUUAACUGAAUUUCACUGAGCACCUCACUGAUAGGUGCUGAGAAACUUGGUGCAAAAGAUUAGAUACAUCUUACUACUGUACUAUGAGUUUAUCCAUUGGAAUUAGCAGAGCUGAAAUACGUGCUUAGGCUUAAGAAUAACUCCAUCUCAUGUCCAUAGAACAACACGGAGCACAGAGAACUAAGCAUGUGCUUAAGCAUUUACAGGUCAGUCUAGCGUUAACAACUGUAUUCAACUUUGUUUUUAAUGUAAUCAGUGGCUCCCAAAUUGUUUCUGAGUUAGUACAUCUCUUCUAUACUUGUGAAUGCAAACAUAUAGAAUAAAAUUAUCCAGGUUCAUGUCCCCUAGUUUGGGAACCAUUGAAUUAAUGCAGAACAAGAAUUGAAGUGGCUGUAGUCUAAAUAUAACAUGGAAUAGACUCCUUGUCCAGAUUAUGCUUUGGCCAUUUAUUUAGUCUAGGAUAGCACUUCAUAUUGGUAGAAGAAACAAUACCAUUUUUUGUACUGGAGAAUGUAAUACUAAAUAAUAUUUAUAUCAUCAGUUCAUUUAGUCAAUGUUAAAAUGUGGGGAAACUAAGCAAUCAAACCACUGUUCUUAUUUUUAAAAAUGUGUAUACUGUGUCAUUUCUUGGGUAUUAUGCUCAGGAUUAACGCCUCUUUGGCAGUCCUAUAGAGUUGGGACUAAUUGGGGUGUUUCGGUGGAUUUUUGUGUGUUAAUCAUUGUAUUAAUACAGUUGUUUUGACAUGGGGAAACUGCUUAAAUCAAGCCACAGUUUUACUUUGCCUUCAGCUUAAACUCUUUUGCCAAUGAUCAUGUUUCACCAAGUUCAAAGUAUGAGGGGGAGGGGCAGAAUAUGGGUAUGGUGGGACACACAGGGAUAAAGAAUGAAUCUUUGAAGUCAUGCUGAAAAAUCUGAAACAGAUUUUGAGUUUAAUCUCCAAAGUGGCAAACUCCCUAUCCCUGGUUUAUUAAUGUAAUGUGUAAAAUUGCUUUGUUGCUUUUAACUGCCUUUACUUUCUGAGCUAGGGGCUGUCUUCAUUAACAGCAAAAGUGUUACUUUGUUGUAGAUGACAGAUAAGCCUCAUCACGGGAGAGUUACCUAGUGCGCCUUCAAGUUCAAAAUGUAGAGAAACCUCUCUACCGUGGGACCUUCCACUGCUUUCAGUCUAUCAUAAAGCAAGAAACUGCUUUUGGACUCUAUAAAGGUAUUGGGUCACCAAUGAUGGGACUUACUUUCAUUAAUGCGCUUGUGUUUGGCGUACAGGGAAACACACUUCGUGCUCUUGGAAAAGACACUCCAUUAAACCAGUUUCUUGCAGGAUCAGCAGCAGGAGCCAUUCAGUGUGUCAUCUGCUGCCCUAUGGAGUUAGCAAAAACAAGAAUGCAACUUCAGGGCACAGGUGAAUACAAAUUAAAGUCAAAGAAUUACAAGAAUUCUCUGGAUUGCUUAAUUAAGAUCUACCGAAAGGAAGGGUUGAAAGGCAUCAACAGAGGCAUGGUUUCCACGUUCAUAAGAGAGACACCAAGUUUUGGCUUUUAUUUCCUGACAUAUGAUUGUCUGACCAGAUACCUAGGCUGUGAAGCUGAGGACAGUUACAUCAUUCCCAAACUGUUGUUAGCUGGAGGCAUGUCAGGCAUUGUAUCCUGGCUUUCAACCUAUCCUGUGGAUGUGAUCAAGUCCCGGCUUCAGGCAGAUGGAGUUGGGGGAGUUGCACAGUACAAAGGCAUUCUGGACUGUAUUAGGAAGAGUUACCAUGAUGAAGGUUGGAGGGUGUUUACAAGGGGCCUUACUUCUACACUUCUCCGAGCUUUCCCUGUCAAUGCAGCUACUUUUGCCACUGUCACUGUGUUCCUUAUGUACAUGAGGUCAGAAGAGACUCUCCGUGAAUGUGAGCCGGGUCCAGCAAUCCAGCAGCCUUCAAGCUUGUGAAUUCAGCAAUUUAGUGACUGUUACGUGUUUGUUUCCUGAACCUGAAAUUUGACUUGGCUUAUUUUUAUAAACACUUGAUCUAUAGAAACUGUUUAAAAUAAAUGUUGUGUAUAAAGAAUUCCUAAAAUGUAUGGAUUAGGAUUUCACCUUAUCACUGGUUGAGCAGCCUACUGCCUUAUUCAUGAUCUACAGUGGCUUAUAAAAUCCAAGCUGUGUAGGGACCUGCUCUAGAAAUGUACUGUACAGACACUACUACUAUAUUGCUACUAAAAGCCUGAAAUAUCUCACAGUACCAGAAAUUGUUUUUUUUUUCCAACCAUGUUUCAAAUGACUGGAUGGAUAACAAUUUAUGCUGAAAAUAUUUUUUAAGGUUUUGUACAUGAUUGGAAGAUGUAUAGUGGGGGGGGGGAGGGUGUAGAAACCGCAUGGUGAAGGAGUUGAAUAGGUUACCCAUAAUUAUAUGAAUUAAGUUAACCUUCAGCUAACCACAUCUCUUUCCUUUGCUUGUAUAAUAUAAGAGUUUGGUAAUAUCUUGGUUUAUACUGGCUUUAUCUGUCUUUUAGCUACUGUCUUAGUUGUGUUUAGAAAAGCAUUUUUCAUCUUUCUUUUUAAUUGCUUUGCUUUAAAGGGGUAGCAUCCAAACUUUGUUUCUUUUAAACUGCAGAUUUGAGGAGACGGCGCAAUUGAGAUUGAAGUGAUUUGCCUGUAUUCCUCGCUUGUAUGUGCACGGAAUGUAUUAAUUAGCUUUGGCAUAAGCCAUUCUUUUGAGGUUUACAUGACGCAGCCCACCAUUCUCGGAACACACAAUGACAGUGGUGUGUUAAAGCCAAAGUCCCUUCAUGUCCCUGCUCAAACUAUUAAUAUAAAAGGAUGCUGGACUGUCACUUGUAUAGUUGGGAGUGUUGUGUACAUAUUUUGGUGACAAUAUCUAGGUGUGUGUGUAAAGUGAUGGUUUUGUGCCUCUGCACAAUAGUGAUAAGGGUGUUGAAAUGACACAAAGCUAUUGGUAUUCAAUACACUUGUAUUCUGAACUACUUACCCUACAGAAUGCAGAUUUACUUUGUGUAUUUAGUUACAGUGCUACAGGAAAGGCAACAACCGAAAGGUCUCUGGAAACUUUUUAUAAUAUUAGCUGUAACGUUUAAGAGUGGUAACUUCAAUCUAGUUGCUUUUUAAGACUAGUUAAAAGUUGGGUUAGGAGCCACAAGUUGUGGCACCAGUUGGGAAAGGAGGGCAAUGUUAAAAGCAUCAAGCUUUUUCACCAAGAUGGUAAGCAUGGAACAUGUUACACUUUUACUUGGGACAAGUGCAAUAUGUUUAAUUUAUAUGGGCUCUUCUUUUUUUGUUUUGUUUUUUUAAAGAAAAACAAUAUAUUGCAUUUUGCACUGUAACAAAAUAUGGUGGAGAAACCUGUAAAACUGCUAUUUCUCUUUAUACCUUGGAGGUAUGUUGGAUGUUGUGCCUACUUGCACUGAAAUUCAAAUUGAAUGUGAAACGUCUACUAAGCUGCACAUACACAACAAUUCAGAGCAAAGACAAUAACACUUUUGUACAGUAUUCUGUAAUUAUUGUAUAUCAAUUUAGAGGGAAUAAGGUUUUCUGGGGGUUGUUUUGUUUUUUUUUUAAUUUUGAUCUCAUCUGUAUGUUUUUAAGUUCAACAAUGACCCCCUAUGUAUUUAUUAAACUCUGAUAUACCCGGUUUUCA